CUCUUCUUCACCCUCGCCUUCGCACCCUCGAGUCGCAACAAGUGCUCUAGCAAAGCUUCGACGGCUCCGCGGACACUCGUUCAUCUUCUUCGUACACUCGCUAUCCGUGCCAAACCACCAUGGUCGUGUGGAAGGGCCUGCUUUCGACCGCAGUCGCUGCCUUGGCUGCCAGCGGGGCUCAGGCCGCCAGCUACGACGACAUUCCCGACAUUCAGGUCGUUGGCCAGCAUUUCUUCUACACAAACAAUGGCUCGCAGUUUUUCAUGAAGGGUGUUGCCUACCAGCAAAACUACAACCCCAAUGGCUCCACUAGCACAAACGUUACAUACACCGACCCCCUCGCCGACGGCAAUGCCUGCCGACGAGACAUUCCUUACCUCAAGCAACUCUUCACAAACGUCAUCCGUGUCUAUGCCAUUGACCCGACAAAGAACCACGAUGACUGCAUGGCGCAGCUGGCCAGCGCUGACAUUUACGUCGUUUCGGAUUUGGGCGAGCCCGCGACAUCCAUCAACUCAAAUGAUCCCGAGUGGGACGUUACCCUUUACCAGCGGUACACGGGCGUCAUCGACUCGCUCGCCAAGUACAAGAACGUCAUUGGUUUCUUCGCCGGUAACGAGAACGUCAGUGCCGACAACCAGACGGCGGCUGCUGCAUUUGUCAAGGCUGCUGUCCGCGACACCAAGGCUUACAUCCAGACGCAAAAGUACCGCAAGACGCUGGGUGUGGGAUACGCUACCGCUGACGUGCCUUCGCGCGACGAUCUUGCCCACUACUUUGCCUGCGAGCCCGGUAACACGGGCAACAGCACAUCUAUUGACUUCUGGGGCUACAAUGUGUACUCGUGGUGCGGCGACAGCAGCUACCAGGCUUCCUCUUACGAUGAGCGUGUCAAGUUCUUCAGCGACUAUCCUGUCCCUGUCUUCUUCGCCGAGUACGGAUGCAUUGUGGGUCUUCCGGGCGGUCCUACCAGCCGUCCCUUUACCGAAGUUCCCGUCCUGUUUGGCAACAUGACUAGUGUAUUCUCCGGAGGUAUCGUCUACGAGUGGUUCAUGGGCGCCAACAACUACGGCCUUGUCGAAAUCACCGACAACGGUGCCAGCGUCUCGCCCUACCCUGACUUUACCUCUCUCCGCAAUCAGUUGGCCAAGGUUUCGCCGACCAGCACCAAGCUCUCAGACUACAAGCCUUCCAACACGCCGCCUGCGUGCCCUACUGUCAGUGGCACAUGGCUUGCCAACCCUACUCCAUUGCCUCCGACCGUCAACCCCCAGCUCUGCUCCUGCAUGGUACAGAGUCUGGACUGUGUCUACACUUCCGACGACGACAAGGCCUACGGCAAGGAUUUUGGCUACAUCUGCGGCCAAAACGAAAAGAACUGCGCGGGUAUUACUCGCAAUGCUACCAUGGGCGCAUACGGCGCUUACUCUGGCUGCAACCCCAAGGACCAACUUGCCUUUGCCGCCAACCAAUACUACAUUGGCCAAGGCAAGCGCUCCGAUGCCUGCAAGUUCUCUGGCAGGGCCAGCGUUCAACAAGCAACCACUGCCAGCGGCUGUGCGUCUCUCCUGAGCCAAGCCGGCGUAAACGGCCAAGGCACCGUCCCCACUGCUACCGGCAGAGGAGGCAGCGCGGGUGGUAGCGCAGCUUCGGGCUCGCACUCUGGCUCCAAGGGCGCUGCUGCCAACAUCAACGCCCCGGGUUUCUUCGCCCAUGGCCAGCUGGUAAUGAGCGCCUACACUGUCAUGGCUGCUGCCAGUUUCUUCGCCAUGCUCAUGCUAUAAAUAAUUCCACACAAAGCGUACAAAGCAAAAGAAAUGGGUGUACCAUAUAUCUCCUUGCGUUUUUUUUUCCUUUUAUUUUCCCCUAUUCAAUACUGGAGAUGGAUAGAAGAGGUAUAAUAAGAAAGGCAUGUUUGGUCUUUUUUUGGCAGGCUAGGAAGAGACUCUUUUUUUUUACAUUAGUCCUUAUAGUCUCCCAUCCUUUUUAAAAAAAAUCCAUCCUUCAAAAAAAAACAAUGGCCUUGGCCUUUCUUUAUCCACUUUGAUAUCUAUCUCCUCUACUGUUGUUUUUUCAUAGAUGUGCUAAACUUACACUUUCU
Exserohilum turcica Et28A is the source of this 2101-nucleotide messenger RNA. Its product is annotated as carbohydrate-binding module family 43 protein. Gene Ontology annotation, molecular function: 1,3-beta-glucanosyltransferase activity. The record is from RefSeq and is a predicted model, not a curated record. The coding region runs from base 120 to 1784 and encodes 554 amino acids. Gene Ontology annotation, biological process: fungal-type cell wall (1->3)-beta-D-glucan biosynthetic process. Gene Ontology annotation, cellular component: cytoplasm; fungal-type cell wall. The transcript is spliced from 2 exons. Lineage: Eukaryota; Fungi; Ascomycota; Dothideomycetes; Pleosporales; Pleosporaceae.